UGCAACAAUUACCAGGCAGUCAAUCAGGUAAAUGUAUCCUGUCACAGACUGGAAGCCACUGGAAUUGGCGGUUGUGCCUGUGCAAGGCAUGGUUGUUUUGUGCCCCACACAAUGGUGGACUUUCAGAAGGGAGAAAGCAGACAAAUGAACAUGGAUUGUGCACUCUGCAAGGCAUUGAAAGUGAACACCGAAGGAAUUUACCAUGCAUUGACCUUUUAUGAUGUUAACUGUCAGUAUAACAAGCAUCUCAAGGAGCACAUCGCCGAUAGUCCUUUCCUUGAGAUU
Messenger RNA from Suillus discolor, 285 nucleotides. RefSeq lists its product as uncharacterized. Lineage: Eukaryota; Fungi; Basidiomycota; Agaricomycetes; Boletales; Suillaceae. The record is from RefSeq and is a predicted model, not a curated record. The transcript is spliced from 2 exons. The annotation marks the transcript as partial.